CAUUUUCAUCCUGCCUGACUGAAAUCCACAGCCAGUCCACAGCAGAGCCGCUACACUAUAUUACAAGCUGCCUCUGUAACACUAAGUGACUAGCAGGAACUACCUUUUAAUGCUGAGCCUGUUGAGGAGUUCCGAUGUGGUUGUACUGACAAGCCGCCGAGCGCACAAGCACCAGCUAUUUCCUUGAACAGGCGGUGGAAUCGCGGAGUAAGAUCGGAGGCUGAAGGAAAGGCAAGUUCAACUAAUAAGGGACACGUAUCAAGGAGGAGGGUGGGGCUCAGAGCACCAUGGCUCCCUUCCUACGGAUUGCCUUCAAUGAUUACGAACUGGGCGCUCUGCCCCCGCUGUCUAACCCGCCCUUCUGUGCCAUCAAGAUGAGAGAGUCACUAAACACAGAGCGGGGGAAGACCCUGGUUCAGCACAAACCCACCAUGUACCCAGCCUGGAAGUCCACUUUCGAUGCCCACAUCUACGAGGGGCGUGUCCUGCAGGUGCUGCUGAUGAAGACGACUGACGAGCCUCUGUCUGAGGUCACAGUGGGCAUGUCCGUGCUCGCCGAGCGCUGCAAGAAGGGCAACGGUCGUGCCGAGUUCUGGGUGGACCUACAGCCUUCUGGGAGAGUGAUGAUGGCAGUGCAGUUCUUUGUGGAAGAUUCAGACACAGAGAGUAAGCAGACGGUGAAGGAGGAGAAUGGGGAGCUGACUCUGAACCGCCGAAGAGGCGCCAUCAAGCAGGCUAAGAUCCACUUCAUCAAGAAUCAUGAGUUCAUCGCCACCUUCUUCAGGCAGCCCACCUUCUGCUCCGUAUGUCGAGAGUUUGUCUGGGGACUCAACAAGCAAGGCUACAAGUGCAGACAAUGCAAUGCAGCCAUCCACAAAAAAUGCAUCGACAAAAUCAUCGGAAGAUGUACGGGGACAGCGGCCAACAGCCGAGACACCAUGUUCCAGAAGGAGCGUUUCAAGAUCGACAUGCCACACCGCUUCAAGAUAAACAACUACAUGAGCCCCACUUUCUGUGACCACUGUGGCAGCCUUCUUUGGGGACUGGUCAAGCAAGGCCUCAAGUGUGAAGACUGUGGGAUGAACGUCCAUCACAAGUGUCAGACCAAAGUGGGCAAUCUGUGUGGCAUCAACCAGAAGCUUCUGGCUGAGGCGCUCACCCAAGUUGGCCAGAAAUCCACUACUCAGCGUCCUGAGCCCAUUCCAACGGAUCUUGGGAUCUACCAGGACUUCAGCAAGAGCCCAGGUCCAGAUGUGCCGGAUAGCCCUCCAUAUGGGAAGUUGUGGGAGAACUCUGGCCCUGGCACUAUCCCCAACCCCAUCCCUAACCCCAUCCCUGUCCCCCCGCGCAUACCCUACCAGACACGCGUCAGAAUAGACAACUUUGUGUUCCACAAGGUGCUUGGCAAGGGCAGCUUCGGCAAGGUGAUGCUGGCAGAGGUGAAGGGCCGUGGCGAGUACUUCGCGGUUAAGGCUCUGAAGAAGGACGUGGUUCUGAUGGACGAUGAUGUAGAGUGCACUAUGGUGGAGAAGAGAGUGCUGUCACUAGCCUGGGAAAACCCUUUCCUCACACACCUGUACUCCACCUUCCAAACGAAGGAACACCUGUUCUUUGUCAUGGAGUACUUGAAUGGAGGAGACCUGAUGUUCCACAUACAGGACAAGGGACGCUUUGACCUGUUUAGAGCCACGUUCUAUGCUGCUGAGAUCAUAUGUGGACUCCAGUUCCUCCACUCCAAGGGAAUCAUCUACAGGGAUCUGAAGCUGGACAACGUAAUGCUGGACUGCGAUGGGCACAUCAAGAUUGCAGACUUCGGAAUGUGCAAGGAGAACAUGUUGGGGGAGAAUCGUGCCACGACCUUCUGCGGGACGCCAGACUACAUAGCACCAGAGAUCCUCAUAGGCCAGAUGUACAGCUUCUCAGUGGACUGGUGGUCCUUUGGGGUUCUAGUGUUUGAGAUGCUGAUUGGCCAAUCACCCUUCCAUGGUGAUGAUGAAGACAAGCUGUUCGAGUCCAUCCGCAUGGACACUCCCCACUACCCUCGCUGGAUCACCAAAGAGUCCAGAGACCUGCUGGAGAAGCUGUUUGAACGGGAUCCCACUCGCAGGCUGGGUGUAGUCGGAAACAUCCGUACACACCCCUUUUUCAAACCCAUUAACUGGACAGCCCUUGAGAGGAGGGAAGUGGAACCUCCCUUCAAGCCCAAAGUGAAAGCCCCCAAUGACUGCAGCAAUUUCGACCGGGAGUUCCUGAGCGAGAAGCCGCGCCUUUCUCACAGCGACAAGAACUUCAUCGACUCCAUGGAUCAGACGGCAUUCGCUGGCUUCUCCUUCGUCAACCCAAAGAUGGAGCAGAUAAUGGAGAAAUGCUAGAGCUGGCUGCACUGAGACCUCACCCCAAAUUCCCACUGACCACACCCCCAUGCCAAUACUCAGUAGAAUAAGUGCACAAAAGAAGGGGGAGGGACAGAGGGUAGCUCCAGCGUUAAGGUUCUGUACAUUCACUGCUGGUUAGGGUCCAGUGGAGAUGUUAUCCAAUUUCUCAUGAUCAAACCUUGAAUCGUGAAAUAUUUAACGUAAUGUCUUUGUGAUUGUAAUAAACCUUGUGUAAAUAUACACAGACACACACUCCUGCCAUCCUACCCUCCACCCUUUAAAAAAAAUCUGGUACUGGUAAUGGUAGAUGUCACUUUAUGCAUGCUGGGGUGAGAGUGGGGUGUAAGGAGUUUUUUAGGAGUGGUAUAGAGCUGACCCCCGUGGAUCAUGAACUUUGGGGCACUAAAAGGCCUGUAGCCACAGAGGGGCACCAGCUAUGGGAGGAGAACAGAAGAACCUCUGAAACUAAGAUCCUCCACAGCAUCAACAUUCACCCUCAGGGCUGUGUCCUUUCUGGGGUUUCUCACACUCGUCUGUGUCAGUUAUCUCUCGAAGGUCUAUAGAGGACUGAUAAAACCAUCAGGGCACACCUGUGUUUUCAUCCAUCAACACUGCAUUGGUCUGGAGACAACAAGGACGUUCUACCUGAUCAGGAGGCUAACUUGAAGUCUGGAAUAUCGGACCAUGUGUGUGCAUGCACACGUGUGGGCAUGCAAGCGUGUUGUGCAUGUGUUUGUAUAUGUGUACAAGCAGGAAACGUGACUGAGACAGAAGGGAUUCACUGGCACUUCUGUCAACACCAUGUGCUGAUCCCAGUGGAUCAUUCUGUUUCCAUCAUAGAAAUCCAGGACUAUUUCCAGUCCAAUCUAGUCCAGUCAGUGACUCCAGCUUCUAAAACUGGUGACAUUUAGAUUUUUAAUAUUUACUAUGAAUUCAUUAUCUGGUAAUGGGAAGAGACUUUAAUAGCAGCCAAGGGUAAUAAUAGAGUGGGUAAUGGGAAAUUCUUGGGAAGGAUCUUUUAUUUUGAAACAGACCUUAGAUGGUGAGGAAUGCAGAAUACACUGAUGUCUGCUGUGUAGUUUGUUCUAAAGAAACGUCCCGGUUGUUUCCUCUAUCGUUCACAACAGAUCAUAGCUGCAGACGCCUGAGGCAGGUCUGUCCCAGAGAGAACUCUCGUUAGAUCCUGUCUGUGGAUGUGACAUCCUAGCCAGUCUUGACAAAUUUAGUCAAAGUUAGUAUUUAGGUCCAGACUUUGGUUAAGUCUGUCAUUUUAUUUCAUUUACAGCCAGACCCACCAUCACACGCUUGUCUGACAGAAAACAACCACAAAAAAAGAGCAAACAUGAUUUGUAUGUGUCAAAUCUUGAGAUUUGCAUGGUGCAUUUUGGAAAGCUGCAGAUGGGCCUGAUGUGAGCCUGCUGUGAUGCCUUUCUGGUGCAGCUCUGUGAGCAGAGGGUUUCAUUGCACCAGUCAAUGGGAAUCCUGACCUUCUCUCACUUCAUGUAUUGUGAGUACUGUCAUUAAUAUUGUCUGAUUGUCAAGUGAUGUAGGUACGGUAGCGGAUCUUGUAUGUGAUGAUGUCACUUUGUGGGCGGGAAUGGGAACCGAGAGUCCUCCACUAAGAGGUACUGAAUGAGAAUAUAUGUGUAUAGACCUGAAUAUGGUUAUUUUAAGAUGAAAAAUAAUAAGGUCCUGUAUAUAUAAUAAUAAAUUGCUCUAACAAAUAUAUUAUUGCUGAGCUAUGGAUGUGCUUUUUUACUGUCUUCAUCUUUUACAUCUCUUAAUAUGAAUA
Molecule: messenger RNA, 4167 nt
Organism: Megalops cyprinoides (Indo-Pacific tarpon)
Lineage: Eukaryota; Metazoa; Chordata; Actinopteri; Elopiformes; Megalopidae
Product: protein kinase C delta type-like
Exons: 19
Coding region: 288-2372 (694 amino acids)
Biological process (GO): protein phosphorylation
Molecular function (GO): ATP binding; diacylglycerol-dependent serine/threonine kinase activity
Source: RefSeq, a predicted model, not a curated record